Rhinichthys klamathensis goyatoka is the source of this 1704-nucleotide messenger RNA. It is a transcript of the gene acbd5b, whose product is annotated as acyl-CoA binding domain containing 5b. Lineage: Eukaryota; Metazoa; Chordata; Actinopteri; Cypriniformes; Leuciscidae. The transcript is spliced from 13 exons. Gene Ontology annotation, biological process: autophagy of peroxisome; fatty acid metabolic process. The record is from RefSeq and is a predicted model, not a curated record. Gene Ontology annotation, cellular component: peroxisome. Gene Ontology annotation, molecular function: fatty-acyl-CoA binding.
AUUCUUGUUAAAAUAAUAAACAAAAGACAACUUUAGGAUGUUGUUUUAUAAUAGAGACACUUCUGUAUACUACUAUAUAUUCUGAAUAGUCAGAAAUGAUAUUAAAUCCAUCUAUUGGAGGCAGCUCAUAUCUUAGCACGAGUAAAAGACGUUUAAAUAUCCUUUCGCUAGGCAUUGUGGAUCCUGUAGGCUAAAGCGCUCUACGUUCUAUUAAUUACUAUGGAGGUCAGCUUCAUUGGAAACUACAUCACCCAAACUGCACCUGUUUCAGUUAAUACCUAGGACACCUUAGCAGCAUUUUCAGAUGGAUGAAACACAGGAGACCUGUCCAUGAGACGAAGGACAAUGGAAGAUCCCAAAUCUAUUCAGAGGAGGUUUGAAGCAGCUGUCAAAGUCAUCAGAAAUUUACCUGAGGAUGGCUCUUAUGACCUAUCCGAUGAUAUGCUGGUUAUGUUAUACAGUUACUACAAACAAGCUACAGCAGGACCUUGUAACACCCUAAAACCAAACUCUUGGGAUCCUAUUGGCAAGGCUAAAUGGGAGGCAUGGAAAGCCUUGGGAAACAUAUCAAAGGACCAAGCCAUGAUGGAAUAUGUUCAGGAAAUACAAUUGAUAAUAGAAACCCUCCCAGUCACAGACAGGAUGGCAGAAUUAUUGGACGCUCUUGAUCCAUUUUAUGAAAUAGUGGAGGAUGAUGAUGAUGAUGAUGAUGAUGCAACCAGUAAAGCAGCACCAUUAUCCACAGGAAGCACUAAAGAUGGAAAUGUUGUUGAUGAUGAUGAUGAUGAUGAUGAGAAAGUUGAAGAGGGGGAAAAUUAAAGUAAUGGGGGAAAUAUAGAAGAUGACAUGGAGAUGGAGUAGAAGAAGAAGGGUACAAGCAACACAGAGAGAGGAAGUUUACCAGUGUUUAAUGAAAGUGAGGAGAACAGUGUGUCCUCCUCAACCAAUGACACUCAUAGUUCUCUCAACACUGAGGAGGAAGACGAGGAACUGGCGUAUGAUGACUCAGAUGGCGAGAUAUACAGUGGCUCAAUGGAAAAACCAGCAACACAAGAGAAGGGUUCAGGAGUUCCCGGGGUCCAUUUGGCAGAAGUGAACGUGGUUGGGGCCAACAUGCAACAAGGGGGAAACAGAGAGCCUCAGUGUGGGAGUCAGGAUGGAAAACCACAGGGAAUUACACCCCCCGUCCCCCACCCGCCGACACUUGGAACCGUCCAAACUGACAGAAUCUCCCCGGGCAGAGGAAGAGGCCAUCAGUUAAUGGGAACUAGCCUACCUGACAAACAUGAGUGCAGUUUCCAAGGAAAUGGUCAGCGCUGGGAGACAGAAGACAGAGCGGACAAAAGAGCGUUUAACACAGAGAUCGCUGUGAUACUGUCACAGUUACAGGACAACAUGCAAGAUGUGCUGCACAGACUGACCAAACUGGAACAUCUCACGGCAUCACAAGCUGAAAUCACUCCUCUCAAAACUUUGAACUCCAAGCCAUCAAAAAAGAGAUGGUCCUGGUGGACUUUAAACUCGCCCCCCUUCGCCGCGGUGCUGACCGUUAUCUGGCCGUUUGCUGUGCACUGGCUGGUGCAGUUUUACUUACUGAAGAGAAGGAGGCAAGCUAUGGUUAAGGGUGAAGUGAAGAAUCAGAUACCAACUGUAUACCAUCAUGAGGACUUUCAGACGGUCUGGAUAUAUCUGGAUAUAUCAUAA